GCCCAUAUUGGUGGAGACGUGUGGAUUCUCCGGCAUUGAAGUUUUACUAUCAUCUUGUUGCAUAAAAAAAUAUGUCCGUGCAAUAAGCUGUCGAAGAGUUCCCUAAUUGAGAGCUGAUCCUGGGUGUACCAUCAGAUGUACGGCUUUAUAGUCCAGUGGCUGUUAGGCCUGUAUCUCUGUCAUGAGACAUCGGCUCAAUUUAUGCAGGCCCCGUACCCGAUGGCGCAGGGGUUGCCCAUGCGCAUGCCGAUGCCCGGCAUGCCGCAGGCCGCCCCGGCCAUGAUGCCGAUGCCGAUGCCGGCCCCGGCCAUGCCAUAUCCGAUGCCUACGCCCCAUAAAAUGCCAAUGGUUGUCAUGCCAUUCUAUUCUAAAAAGGCUGACCAAAAGAAGAAGAAGAAAGGACAUAAAAAGAGAAGACGGCAAAAACACCGUCGUGUGGAGACCGAGUCUAGCGGCACUGACUCGUCGUCGUGCGACAGCGCCUCUGGCGAAGGCUCCAGUGAAACCUACAGGAAGAAUAGUAGACGAUCGAAAAUGAAGCCGAGGCGUCAAGUCUUGACCCCUGUGGUUUCUUACGUCACUAAAGACGGAUAUGUUAUCUAUCAGAAGAAGAUAAAGAAAGACAAAGCUAGGGACUGGCUGCAGCUGGGAGAAAAAUAUGAUAAGGAUGUGAAGAGUAAUGAAGUCAUGGACUCCGAUGACGACGCGUAUCGUAAAAAGAGAAAGGGCAGGUCGGGUCGUCACAAACAUUGAUUUAGUACUAUUGUUAAGGUGCGUUUAUACCAAACGAGCCACAUGCUGGGGCCAGGCAUUGGUGGAUCAGCCAGAGAAGGAUAUGAGCAUUCGCUCGUUUGAUAAAACGUACCUUUAGCUAUAAUAUUUGUACCGUUAUUUUUUACGUGAAUAAAGUUUUUUUAGAAUGUA
Messenger RNA from Plodia interpunctella (Indianmeal moth), 924 nucleotides. RefSeq lists its product as uncharacterized. NCBI's taxonomy places the organism in Eukaryota, Metazoa, Arthropoda, Insecta, Lepidoptera, Pyralidae. Bases 136 to 753 code for a protein of 205 amino acids. The record is from RefSeq and is a predicted model, not a curated record. The transcript has 2 exons.